Penicillium brasilianum is the source of this 964-nucleotide messenger RNA. Lineage: Eukaryota; Fungi; Ascomycota; Eurotiomycetes; Eurotiales; Aspergillaceae. The record is from the annotation of a GenBank genome assembly.
AUUUCCAGUACUGCCAUCCCAAAAUGGACUAGUGUUUUAGGGCUUGACCUACCCGUCGCUUAGGCGAGUCCUGCCCACCUCAUCAGUCCCAGUGUACCGGGCGACCGUCCAGCGACUCGACAACCCACCCGACAACCCAUCUUCCUUCGCUUUUCGAGAUACGUUCGAAAAGCGAGCUCUAAGGAAACACCGCAAAAAUGGCUGACAUCGAAUACAACGCCGAGGAGGCUGCCGAGAUCAAGAAGAGAAGACAGUUCCGCAAGUUCUCUUACCGCGGCAUUGACCUCGACCAGCUCCUCGACCUCAGCUCUGAGCAGCUCCGUGAUGUCGUCCACGCCCGUGCCCGCAGACGCUUCAACCGCGGUCUGAAGCGCAAGCCCAUGGGUCUCAUCAAGAAGCUCCGCAAGGCCAAGCAGGAGGCCAAGCCCAACGAGAAGCCCGACCUCGUCAAGACCCACCUCCGUGACAUGAUCGUUGUCCCCGAGAUGAUCGGCUCCGUCAUCGGUAUCUACUCCGGCAAGGAGUUCAACCAGGUUGAGAUCAAGCCUGAGAUGGUUGGCCACUACCUGGCUGAGUUCUCUAUCUCUUACAAGCCCGUCAAGCACGGUCGUCCCGGUAUCGGUGCUACCCACUCUUCCCGUUUCAUUCCCCUGAAGUAAACGAUUCGAACGAUUCCCCUUGGAGUGGCGUGUGGUGGAGAUGGUGCUUGGAUCGGAAAAAAUGGGAGCCAGUAUCGUCCCAACUGGAUUCCUUUUAUUCAGCUUGUAUUUCCAGAGCGGAUCAGCUGUUUCCAUUUCAAUUUAAGAGCUUGUCGGCAUGAAAAAAAAAACUUAUUUGGGAACUUGCACCCUCUCAAAAGUCUUUGUCGGUCUUCGGCAGAGCAAAUGGAUAGGACCUCUUAUCCCUGGUUGCUUUUUGGGGUACUAGGGAAAGGAGUUCAAUUUACGAUAUGAUUAUUUCAAGU